Molecule: messenger RNA, 1193 nt
Organism: Tachyglossus aculeatus (Australian echidna)
Lineage: Eukaryota; Metazoa; Chordata; Mammalia; Monotremata; Tachyglossidae
Product: C-type lectin domain family 2 member D-like
Exons: 6
Coding region: 11-652 (213 amino acids)
Source: RefSeq, a predicted model, not a curated record
UGGGGCGUCGAUGGGGGCUGGACGGGACGUCGUGGCCUUCGAGUCCGCGGGGCCCCUGCUCCGGGAGGCCGAGCCCGGGAAAGCUGGUAACUGGCCACUGACAAAACAUCUUGGAAGUGUUACACCAGUUUGUAUUCGUCUGUUAGCUCUGCCUACCACACUUCUGGUCUUCUUGGUGAUUGCUCUGUCCUGCGCCUUGGCAAUAGAAAGAGCCAAGCCUCUCCCAGAAUUCCCUGUAGCUGGUCCUUGCCCAGAUGACUGGAUUGGAUUUCGAGAGAAGUGUUACUAUUUUUCCGAAGAUACGAGGAACUGGACAUCUAGCCAGAGUUUCUGUACCUCCCACUCUGCCUUUCUCACUGUGAUUGACACUCAGCGGGAAAUGGACCUAUUGAUGCGACACAAAGGCCCCUCUGACCACUGGAUUGGGCUGAGCAGAGAACCGGACCAGGACUGGAAAUGGACCAACGGCACCAAGUUCACUGGCUGGUUUGAAGUUAAAGGAAGGGGAGAAUGUGCUUAUCUAAAUGAAAACAGAGUUAGCAGUGCCAAAAGCUACACAGACAGAAGAUGGAUUUGUAGUAAACCUGGCUUUUAUGCCCAGAGGAGAAAAAAUGCUUCAAAGGGUCACAUACAGAACUCCCAAACUGAAUAGGAGACGUGCACUGAAACCUGAUAUGUUGUCAACGGAGGGCGGUUGUCAGCAUAAGAUUUAAAGCCAUGUUGUUGUGUAUCUCGCCUCCGACCCCUCACCCAUGUCCUCCCUCUGGUCUGGAACGCCCUCCCUCCCCAUAUCCGACGGACAAUUACUCUUCCACCUUCCAAAGCCUUACUGAAGGCACAUCUCCCCCAAGAGGCCUUCCCUGACUAAGCCUUCCUUUCCUCUUCUCCCACUUCCUUCUGGUUUACCCUGACUUGCUCCCUUUAUUCAACCCCCAUCCCAAGGCUUGGCAAGCAGGAAGUGGAAGCUUCUGGCAGAAUUCUGUACUUCCAGGAUGUGCUGGGAGCUGGUGCUGAAGGGGUGGUGGCAGAGGGAAGGCAGGAAGCCUCCAGUUUCUCCCCUCUCCAGAUCAUAUUCUGUGCAGAGGACUGAGCUCAGCAUUUGAGAGAGUGCAAGAGAGUUAAAAGAUGUCAAGCCUGCCCUCAAGGAACUUACAAGCUGAGAGAUCGAAAUAAAGUAGUUAAUAUCAAAAUGA